AUGCAUUCGGUACCCUUGCGACAUGGUUGCGCCGAUUCCUGGUGCUGGAACCGAAGGGAUAGAAGUCCAGAAGUGAGAUUGUAUGGCCCAGGUAUGAGCGUAGCUUAUUUUCAUCCGAACUGGAGCAGUGGCACUGCAGGAGUUAGAGGUAAUAGAAUUUUAAACAAUGGAAGAUAUUAUUGGGAGCUUCGUGUAUCUCAAAGGAUUUUUGGUACCAGUAUGAUGUUCGGAAUAGGAACGAAAAAGGCUCGAUUGCACGCCGAUGCUUUCAUGAAUCUGUUAGGGGAGGACGAGCACGGCUGGGGGAUGUCUCACAAAGGCCUUCUGUGGCAUGCAGGCAAAUGGAAUCAUUAUACAAAACCUUUUAAAGAAAACGAAGCUACAAGCGUCGGAGUUCUGUUUGACGGGAUAGCUGGUACUUUGACCUAUUAUAAAGAUGGAGUUUGUUUGGGAGUUGCUUUCAAAGGCCUAAAUGAAAUCCAAGAACCCCUGUAUCCAAUUGUUUGUUCUACGGCUGCUAAGACUGAAAUGAGUCUCACGGAAAUGCGUAGGGACUUCGUUAAUCUCCAAGACCGAUGUCGAGCUGAAAUCGUUAAACGACUGAAAAAUAAACGAGAUAUUGAAGAUCUUAUGCUUCCUCCCAGUAUAAGAAUUUAUUUAGGAGAGGCGUUUGUCGAUACUGUAAAACCAUUUUUGCCUGUCAACGAAUACGUUUUAAAUAAUUGUUAA
This is a messenger RNA of Ctenocephalides felis (cat flea), 729 nucleotides long. It is a transcript of the gene SP555, whose product is annotated as SPRY domain-containing SOCS box protein 3. Bases 1 to 729 code for a protein of 242 amino acids. Gene Ontology annotation, biological process: proteasome-mediated ubiquitin-dependent protein catabolic process. The transcript has a single exon. Gene Ontology annotation, cellular component: SCF ubiquitin ligase complex. Gene Ontology annotation, molecular function: protein binding. The record is from RefSeq and is a predicted model, not a curated record. NCBI's taxonomy places the organism in Eukaryota, Metazoa, Arthropoda, Insecta, Siphonaptera, Pulicidae.